Molecule: messenger RNA, 7334 nt
Organism: Acipenser ruthenus (sterlet)
Lineage: Eukaryota; Metazoa; Chordata; Actinopteri; Acipenseriformes; Acipenseridae
Product: pleckstrin homology-like domain family B member 2
Exons: 24
Coding region: 270-4700 (1476 amino acids)
Biological process (GO): regulation of microtubule cytoskeleton organization
Cellular component (GO): basal cortex
Molecular function (GO): protein binding
Source: RefSeq, a predicted model, not a curated record
GAGAACAGAGUCGUGCAGAGAUCCCGUGAGCAGCGGCGAGUGACAGCGAGACGGCUUCGAGGCUGCAGGCAGGUCACUGGAGCGAACAGCUGGGAGAAUAACCCACUCAUAACUCCGCAAGCACAGCAAUGCAAGGCUAAUACAAUACAAGUCACUCCAGACUCCUCAACAAUUUGGCUGAUGCUGGUUAAAAACAGUUGAAGAAAAGGGAGUUAUUGUUUGGCUGUGUUUUUUUCUUUCUUUAAGUUUGCAAGAGUGCACUAAAGGAAAUGACCGGCGCAGACAGUUCUUCAGUUAUGGACUCUGCAAAGACCAGAGAGGAAACAAGCCCUGACAAAAGAUCUGCAGGCCAGGAGUCCUCCUCGCCCCAUUCCUCCAGCCUGCAUUCCCCCAGAAGCCCACUGGACUUCAUCGACACAGGAAAGGGCCUCAAGGUCCAGACUCCCAAGCCCCACCUGGUCAGUCUAGGGAGUGGACGGCUGAGCACGGCCAUAACCCUGCUGCCUCUGGAGGAAGGUAAAACCACAAUUGGGCGGGAGGAUGCCCCCACUCCUCAGGAUAUCACUAUAGAGGGCCCUGGUAUCAAGGCGCAGCACUGCUUCAUCGAGAACAGGGGUGGAGUGAUCACACUGGACCCCUGCGGAAACCUGUGCAUGCUGGACGGAGUGCCAGUGACUCAGCCUACACAGCUCACACAAGGUUACACUCUCUGUCUGGGUAAAUCGUACUUCUUCCGUUUCAACCAUCCCGACGAGGCCAGUCGAUUGAAGAGCAUGCUGCCACAUAGAAGCCAGGUGUCCCCCCUCAGCCCGAGCCCAGAUUUUGUGAGGCUUGGAAAUGAGUACAAUCACUCUCAGAACACGUCCGGUUCAAAGACAACGCGGACUGCAAGGACACAUCAAGAACUGCAGAACAUAAUGGACACGCUGAACAGGAGAACAGGAGAUUACCCUCCCUCCUACUUCACGCUGUCGCAAUCGCCCCCCACCAGCCCCCUUCGAUACGGGUCCACCUCAUCCAGCCAAUACCAAGACCAGGUGCGAGCUGCCGCGGUCCGACAACACAUCACAGACCGGCAUCAGCGUUCAGACAAACCCCCUCUCUCCAUCAAACUGAGCGCCCCCUUCUCCAGCAGCGUGCCUCCCUCCCCGAGGCAGCGAGGCGUGCCGCUGGCAGAUGUUGCAGACGUACAUUACAGGGAGCGAGAGCUGUCCCUCGGCACUGUGGAUCUGCUGGCCUACUCCAGAACCAGCCCCCGGAACAAGUCUCACGAAAACGUCUUCUUCUCAGGAACUCUGGAGGGAAGGAAGAUGCCUGGAGGCUCCCUCCUUCCCAUGUGGAAUGGAGGCUCUGCAGGAGAUCCCCUCUCACCUGGUGGGAAUGCCGGACCUGCCAGCAUGCCUUCCAGCCCUCGACUAGCCAGAAGGUUGAACAUGCAGGAGAGCCAGGCUCUUCAGAGCAGGACCAGCAGAACUGGCAACGACAUCGGCCCCGACACCAGCCCCAGGCAAAGAAAGCAUUCUGGGGGAUCCCUCACCAACAUGGGCGUCUAUAGCCGCUCUCUUCCACGACUCUACAAGUCAACCGAGAGCCAGCUGGCUCCAUUGAGCGUGCCUCCGAGAAGGUCCCUCGAUAAUCAGUCUAGAAACCACGCCAGUGAGUUCUCUCACAAUGGGACUGUGGAGGGGGAUGUGUUUUGUUACCCCUGUGGCUCCUCCUCGAGAACGUUGAGAAGCAUGGUCACCCUGGAGAGGACCUCCGACUCCAGCAUGCCGUCCAGCGUCCCAACCAGUCCACGGGUGGCCAAGAAAAUGACCCUGACCUCCUCCUCCAGCUCCUCCAGUGUGGACUUCCAUCACAAUGGCUUUCAGGGCUCCAGCAGCCCCACCUUUGACACAGCCAGCGUGGAGAGUAUAAAGCUGAGCACACAGCAGGCUACUCCCUUUAGGGAGCGGAAAAACAGCAUCAGCUCACUGAGCGGUAAACAUGAGCUGCGGGACUAUCACCAGAGACAACGGGAUGAGCGCCUUCGAGAACAAGAAGUGGAGAGGCUGGAACGCCAACGUCUGGAGACGAUCAUGAACCUCUGUUCGGAGUUCUCCAGGUCGGACCAGGGCCCCUCGACCGUGGCCGACCUUCAGAAGAUCAACAAGGAACUUGAGAAGCUCCAGCUGUCUGAAGACGAGCUUUCGGAUUCCCAGGCCAGCCAGGAAAACGGUUACAAAGCCAAACCCCGAGAUCUCUCUUCCAGAUCUCCGAACUUGUCGUUAUCCGGAUCACAUUGCGGGAGUCAGUCGGAUCAGGGCGCUGCCAGAGACCAGGAUUACAGGGAUGCGGGGAAUGGAACGUGGCAGCUCAGUGAGAACCUGAAGUCUUUGCAGUCGUUGUGUUCCAGUGGAGUGAAGACCAUGGGAGUUUCUUCAAACCCCAGGAUGAAGAAGCCCUCGGACAUGGCUGAGGGUGACCAACAGAAACAGGAAGUGAUCCGGAUAGAGGAGGAGCGGAUCCAGGUUCUGAACAACAUGGAGGAGCUGGAACAGAAGAUCAAGGACCUCAACAACCAGCUGGACGAGUCUGCCAGGGAGAUGGAGAUGGAGCGUGCAUUGCUGGAGGGGGAGCACGAUUCAGAGAUGACACAACUGCAGCAUGAGAAGGAAGUCCUGGACCAGCUGAACGAGAAGAUCACAGCCCUCGACAGCAACGCGUUCUCUGAGAAAUCAAAGGAAAAAACAAAACUUGACGCUGAAAGGGAAAAGCUAGAGAGGCUGCAGGAGCUUUUUUGUGAGCAGAAGACCCAGCUUGAUAACUGUCCUGAAUCCAUGAGGGAGCAAUUACAGCAGCAGCUAAAGAGGGAUGCUGAUCAGCUGGAAGUAGAAACCAAGAGGUUUGAGGAUCUGGAGUUUCAGCAGCUUGAGAAGGAGAGCCGUCAGGACGAGGAGAAGGAAAACACAGUGCAGCAGCUCCUUCGAGAGAUCGCAGAGUACCAGCGCAGCACCGUCUCCAGGAAGGAAAGGCUCUUGACUUUGAAGAAACAGGCCAAUCAGAUUGCACAGCAAGCUCAGAGUGAAAAGGAUAAUUUUCUGAAAGAAAAGAACAAUUUGUUACUCAUGCUACAAAGAGAGAAAGAGAAACUAGGCAACCUGGAAAAGAAGUACUCUGAACUGACUGGAGGGAGAGGGUUUCCUGUCAACCCCAACAGCAUGAAAGAGGGUUAUGUCACAGUAAGUGAGAUCAAUGAGAUCUAUGGCAAUUCCGGGAGCACGCCCCCCCUCCCCGCACAGCCCCCCCCCGCUGCUGUUCCCGUUGAGCCGGCUCAGGAAGCCCCCGCCCCUCCCAGGCAGGCAGCACGGUCCCCCCAGGAAGAGUCGUGCUCUGGGUGUGCUUCUCCUCGCCCCCUCUCUCCUCGCCCUGUUCCUAAGCCUCCAUCGGUGCACUGGCCGGAGGUCAUGGUUACUUAUGUUGACCCCUCCCCUUUACCUGAAACUCCUCCCCCUCCACUGCCCAUCAAAAAGCACCGUCGCCACAGGCAGCAUUUUCGAACCCUGGAAGAACGGAAGAAAUCUAGCAAGGAUGGGACGUACCUGAGCGACACGUUGCCCCGGAAGAAAAGCGCCCCCGCGGUAUCUCCCCAGUUCAGCAGUGCUACUCUUGGACGCAGCGUCACCCCCAAGUCUCACUUACCACUGGUCCAAAGUGCCAGCUGUGGCAGCAUGCUUCCUCGCAACCUGAGCGUCUCCCCGAAGGACCUGGAGCCCAGGAGGAAACAUAAGGGAUCAGCAUCACAUUCAAAGGGGAUGCCUGAAAAAGGGCAUAAUCACGACCAUAUGAGUGAAGAACAAAGACAGAGAUCUCCUGAGUUUUAUAGCAGAGCAGCAUCUGAGAGUAAUGUGUAUUUGGAUUCGUUCCACUACGCUGACGACGGAUACAAGGACCGUGCAUUCGACACUCUGAGCCUGGACAGCUCGGACAGUAUGGAGACCAGCAUAUCCGCUUGCUCCCCCGACAAUAUCUCCAGUGCCAGUACUUCCAACAUCGCCAAGAUUGAGGAGAUGGAACGUCUGUUAAAGGAGGCCAAUGCAGAAAGGGCAUGUCUGCUUGAGACCAGGGAGCGGGAGAUGGAAGCGAAGAAGCAGGCGCUGGAGGAGGAGAAGCGUCGGAGAGAGGAGCUGGAGAAGAGGCUGCAGGAGGAGACCAGUCGCAGGCAGAAGCUGAUCGAGAAGGAAGUGAAAAUGAGGGAAAAGCAAAGGGCACAGGCCCGGCCGCUGACCCGCUAUCUUCCGGUCCGGAAGGAUGAUUUUAAUCUGCGGAGCCACAUAGACUCUGCGGGUCACAACACGGAGACCUGCUACCACCUGUGCAUCACAGAGAAGACCUGCAGAGGCUUUCUCGUGAAGAUGGGGGGGAAGAUCAAGACAUGGAAGAAGCGCUGGUUCGUCUUUGACAGGAACAGGAGGACGCUGUCCUAUUAUGCAGAUAAGCAUGAAGCCAAGUUGAAAGGAGUCCUGUAUUUCCAAGCCAUCGAAGAAGUCUAUUAUGACCAUUUGAAGAACGCGCACAAGAGCCCGAACCCGUCGCUCACGUUCAGUGUGAAGACCCACGACCGGGUGUACUACAUGGUGGCCCCCUCUCCCGAGGCCAUGCGCAUCUGGAUGGAUGUGAUCGUGACGGGAGCCGAGGGCUACACACAGUUCAUGCUGUGAUAGUACAGAGCCUGCUUGUGAGACUGCGGGUCAUAUCUACACAGGACUGCACUGUCGAGAUCGCUCGAGACAAACACUACCUGUACGUGGCCAGUGCCCUGCCCUGUGUGCUGAUGGGCUGUGGUCUGUGUGCAGUGUGUGGCACAUGGUGUGGACUGGUUAGCAUGUCAGCAGGAAUAGAAGAAAUCGAAAGAUGAAUACCGGUAUGAUAAUAUGCAAGAGGAACCAAACAAAACACAAAUAAAUCCGAUAUAUCUUUCCUUUUUUUUAUAUAUUGAAAUAUUGGUUUACUGAUUUGCAUCUUGUCACACUGCCUUAUUCUGAUAUUAAGUAUUAAUUUUAGACUAUUGCUCAGGAACAGGGGGAAAAAAAAAGUGCUGAACCAAAAGUGCCUUUUGUAAUACAACCGUUAAGGAUUUUAUUGGGGGGUUACCAAAGAUUUUUAUAUUCAUUUUAAUAUAAACUGGCAACUUGUUCAAGGGGGAAAAAAAACACUGUGGUCUAUUUUAAUGAUCUAGACAGUGGAGGAUCUUAAUAGCGCCGCCCUGACAUUUGUUCUAAACCUCAUGUCGUUGUUUUUAUUGUAGUCAUUUUAAUAAGCAGGUCCAUGAAGCUCCCUCGCUGCAUUAGUACACAGUUAAAGAGCCGCAGCCUGCAGCUCUGCCGCUGUUUCCAGUCAUUAAAACAGAGCACAGUGUAUUCGACAGGCUUGCUUGUUUUCUACCAAUGGGUGCUUGGAGUGUGUCCAGACCUGUCUGUGUAUUAGAGGUACUUCACUCAAGAGUGACAAUGCUUUCACUACAGGUUGUAUUGGGUGCUAUAGCAAUUCAAACACAGAUACUGUGCAUUCAGUUUCCAUGUCAACUAUUCAUGCAUUCAUUCAUUCAUAGGAAUGUUUUAGAUUCACACAGCAGCUGUUGCGACUUCAGGCAAGUCCAGAACUAGUAAUCCGCUCUAUCCUAAUAUACUAGACUAUAUAUAUAUAUUUUUUUACAUUAGCAGUAUUGUUAAUCUUUUGUUAAGCAUAUUGUGUGUGCUAGCUAAGACAUUUUAAAAAAUGUAAUUAAGGUUUAUAUAAUAAAAUAUACAUUCAUUAAAAAGCUGCAUAUAGUCUAUACUCCCAUGAUCUGUGACACGCUGUUAUGUGUCAUAAUGUCUAGGAAUGGACACCAGCACAGUGCACAGUGCAUGCAUUCAGACAUCUGUCGUUCUCAUCACCCAAUGAGCUACAAUGGGGGGCGUGAUGGAUAUCCGAGUAUAGACUGUAAUAUCAAACAAUAUAAAAUGUUAACCUACAUUGUUUAAAGCAGCUUACCAUAUGAAACGAUUGUGUGGUCAGCUUUCUUAUACAUGCAUUGCUCUGUGGGCCUGUCACGUUUCUGCUUGUGUCGCUGUAAUGACAACCAGUAACUCCUCUAAUUGAACUGAGUGUGUGUUUUUAUGUUUGUUAUUUUUUCCCGUUCUCUAAGCCAGUGGUAUGUACGUGUGGUUCUUCUAGGACCUUGUUCAAUCCUUAAUUCAUUGAACUGUCCAGAGCCGUGUUCCAGCCAAGCCUUUGAUUGUUAGGAGGUACAAUGAAUCAAUUAGACCUUGUUGGAAUUAAGUGAAAGGUCCACAAGGGGGCACCACUGUGCUAAAGCGAGUCCUUAAAUAAGCAAUACCAUUUCUGUCUAUCCUGACACUGCAAGAGUCCGGGGUAGCUGCUACUCAGUCUAGCACAUGAUGUCUUCCAGUGAAACUUCACCUGAGGGUAUGUUCUGGGGUUACUGAUGGGUAAAAGCAGGUGCCCCCAGCACUGCCACUCACUAUCUGCAAAUACACACAUGUACAUAUAAAGUACACUACUAAGUGCAACUGGGCAAAUUGCAUAUGUGAAAAAAGAUUGUUACUGGCAGCAAAAGUAUCAACCGUGCUUUUAAUUGAGUCCUGCCAGUAUUGCAGAAGUAGUGCUGCAGCCAUCUAGCCUGGCCCAUGCCAUACUGUGUGGAACAGAUUACAGUGCACUGUACAUGGUUUCCAUUGGUUAUUACCCUUUCUCUAAAUGUAAGACUUGCUGUGUCUGGGGGUCUGAAUUGUCGUGGUUCACCGGGGGAAUGAAAUUCAGAAGACAAAGCUGCCGGACCACAGGAGGGGCAAAUGGGAGCAAGUACAGUGUCCUAUUAAGAUUUCGAUUGGGCUGGCUAAACUGGAUGAGCAGCAUUCAACACUCUGUGAUAAAGCCCUUUACUACCAGAACACCCACCAGAAAGACAUCCUUUCUUUGCACCCAGUUGUAUGGAUAUUGUGCAGUCCUGGGGCUACAGAGCUCUCAAUACUGUGCAAGAAUCAAAUACCCUGCUGGUGUCAUUUCACCACUGCUGAGUUCUUUCUCGCUUGAAUUUUUAUUUUAUUUUGCAAACCUGACCGCAAACUUAAGUGUAACACUAGUAAGUGACUGACUGUACCAAAGAUGUCUUGGUGAAUUGUAUACAUUUUGAAUUUCUGAAACCCCACUUCCAAAAACACACUAUUGCAUAUUCAUGUAUUUUACAGUUUUUAUUGCAUAUGCUCAGUAUUUAUAUUUGUGCUUAUUUUAUGCAUGCUUCCUCUAUUUUUUCCAUACAUUUUAAUAAAUCCAAGAAUGAGUUUGUCCUA